Molecule: messenger RNA, 3030 nt
Organism: Pseudophryne corroboree (corroboree frog)
Lineage: Eukaryota; Metazoa; Chordata; Amphibia; Anura; Myobatrachidae
Gene: FZD8
Product: frizzled class receptor 8
Exons: 1
Coding region: 531-2294 (587 amino acids)
Biological process (GO): canonical Wnt signaling pathway; non-canonical Wnt signaling pathway
Cellular component (GO): plasma membrane
Molecular function (GO): Wnt receptor activity; Wnt-protein binding
Source: RefSeq, a predicted model, not a curated record
CACAGAGAUGUGUGUCCCCUACUUGCAUAACAAUGCUGUGCUAAUAAACACGCUGAGACCACCUUUACAUUGCUGGAGGCAGCGGCCCCACCUCCCUCCGGGGGGAUCAGAGGACCGGUCAGGGGCUGGCUCUGGCAUCUGCCGAUAUAAAUACUCAGUACAGCACUUUCUAUGCACUAGUAGUAGUAAGGCUGGGAGAGUGAGUGCACAGUAAGGUGCAGAACCAGGUACACUACCAUUCCCACCAGCAGCAGCAGCUGUAUAUCGGUGCAUUGCUCAGGCGGAGCUGUCACUUUGGAUUUACAACCCCCUUUGCAGCCUGGAGGAUCCUGUGUUGUACUUUCCCUGCUGUGUUGCAGAACUUUGCCGGCUGCUGCUGCACUGACUGGCGUUGCUGGAGCUGCCGGACCUCAUGCCCCUGGUGAGCUGUGAGUGGCAGCAGGGAGGUGAGCGGGGGGAGAUGAGCCCUGAGCCCGGGCUGUGACCGCGGAGAUAACAGCGAUUUAUCACUACACGGACUGCUGUGCGCUAUGGAGCGGUGCCUGCUGCUGCUGCUGAUGAUGAUGAUGAUCCCGGUGCCCGGAUCGCAGGGUGCUGCUGCCAAGGACUUGAGCUGCCAGGAGAUAACCGUGCCCCUGUGCAAGGGCAUCGGCUACAACUACACCUACAUGCCCAACCAGUUCAACCACGACACGCAGGACGAGGCCGGCCUGGAGGUGCACCAGUUCUGGCCGCUGGUGGAGAUCCACUGCUCCACGGACCUGAAGUUCUUCCUGUGCAGCAUGUACACCCCCAUCUGCCUGGAGGACUACAAGAAGCCGCUGCCCCCCUGCCGCAGCGUGUGCGAGCGGGCCCGGGCCGGCUGCGCCCCCCUCAUGCGCCAGUACGGCUUCGCCUGGCCGGAUCGGAUGCGCUGCGACCGGCUGCCGGAGCAGGGGAACCCGGACACGCUGUGCAUGGACUACAACCGCACCGAGCUGACCACGAAAGCGCCCAGCCUGCCCGAGCCCCCGCAGCAGCGGCCGCCCAAGGCGCCCACUCCCCCGCACAAGGGCAAGCCGCCGCCACUCGGGGAGCAGCCGAUCCCCAAACCCCCCCGAGCCCCGGGCGGCUGCCAGCCGGGUUGCCAGUGCCGGGCCCCCAUGGUGCCGGUGUCCAGCGAGAGGCACCCGCUCUACAACCGGGUGCGGACCGGCCAGAUCCCCAACUGCGCCAUGCCCUGCCACAGCCCGCACUUCUCCUCGGAGGAGCGCACCUUCACCAGCUUCUGGAUCGGCCUGUGGUCGGUGCUCUGCUUCGCCUCCACCUUCGCCACCGUCUCCACCUUCCUCAUAGACAUGGAGCGCUUCAGGUACCCGGAGCGGCCCAUCAUCUUCCUGUCCGCCUGCUACCUGCUGGUCUCCGCCGGGUACCUGCUGCGCCUGAUCGCCGGCCAUGAGAAGGUGGCGUGCAGCCGGGAGCAGGAGCUGGAGCACAUCCACUACGAGACCACAGGACCGGCGCUCUGCACCCUGGUCUUCCUGCUCAUCUACUUCUUCGGCAUGGCCAGCUCCAUCUGGUGGGUCAUCCUGUCGCUCACCUGGUUCCUGGCCGCGGGCAUGAAGUGGGGCAACGAGGCGAUCGCCGGCUACUCGCAGUACUUCCACCUGGCCGCCUGGCUGGUGCCCAGCAUCAAGUCCAUCGCCGUGCUGGCGCUCAGCUCCGUGGACGGGGACCCGGUGGCCGGCAUCUGCUACGUGGGCAACCAGAACCUGGACAACCUGCGGGGCUUCGUGCUGGCGCCCCUGGUCAUCUACCUGUGCAUCGGCAGCAUGUUCCUGCUGGCCGGCUUCGUCUCCCUGUUCCGGAUCCGCAGCGUCAUCAAGCAGGGGGGCACCAAGACCGACAAGCUGGAGAAGCUGAUGAUCCGCAUCGGGGUCUUCAGCGUGCUGUACACCGUGCCCGCCACCAUCGUGGUGGCAUGCUUCUUCUACGAGCAGCACAACCGCCAGGGCUGGGAGCUGGCACACAACUGCCACUCGUGCCCCCCAGAGCUGGCCCAGCCCCGCCGGCCGGACUAUGCCGUCUUCAUGCUCAAGUACUUCAUGUGCCUGGUGGUGGGCAUCACCUCGGGGGUGUGGAUCUGGUCCGGCAAGACCCUGGAGUCCUGGAGGGCAUUUUGCACCCGCUGCUGCUGGGGCAGCAAAGCAACUGGUGGCUCCAUGUACAGUGAUGUCAGCACGGGGCUGACAUGGAGGUCUGGCACUGCCAGCUCAGUGUCCUACCCAAAGCAGAUGCCCUUAUCUCAGGUCUAAGGGGAGAGGGGGGAGGGGGGGGGGGGGGGAAGGGACCGGAGACCUGGCAGCCUAACCCCUUCUCUCCCCAGAUUCUUGCUAUUAGCAUGAUAAUGAACUCUUAAUGGUAUCCAUUAGUAGGGACUUGAAUGACUGGUCAGGACAAUGUACCUGGUAUUGAAGCCUCCCUGAUUUAUCUCCCAUUUAUAUGCAAGGAGCAUUACUGACGGCCAGGGGCAGAGGAAUGUCCUUGGGUUGCAUUAAAUAAUACAACGAGGCAAUAACUUUUAUGAUGCUGCUGCUGCCAUGUUAUCAUGUCUGGGGCAACCUAAUUUACUAUUUGUGUUUUGUUGGUGUGCCAGUCCUUAACCAUUUCUCUCCCGGGAUGGCUAUGGUGACCACUUAUCGGUGCCACCCUUUGACACAUAUAUAUGCCUUGUGGCACCCCAGGGUCACGUGACAACGAGGAGGGGGGAGAUGGAAACUGCUCAUUCGCCAAACAUUAGCCAAGCAUAUGCCUUAAACCAUGUCUUAAUUAAGAAAAAAAAAAGUAAAGCACCCCAAGUAAAAUACGGGUUUCUUACACUACAGGAUGUAUUUAUAUGAAUAAUUGUGUCAAAGUGUAAUAUGUGUAAAAUAUGUACAUAUACAAAGCUAUAACAUUGUGUAAAUAACUGUAUAAAGUGUAGAGGCUUCUUCAAAAAGAAAAAAUAAUUGAUUAUUCUAUUUUGUCAAUAAACUAUUUUUAUAAAUGUCA